This is a messenger RNA of Xenopus tropicalis (tropical clawed frog), 676 nucleotides long. It is a transcript of the gene jpt1, whose product is annotated as Jupiter microtubule associated homolog 1. The record is from RefSeq and is marked provisional. Gene Ontology annotation, cellular component: cytoplasm; nucleus. Lineage: Eukaryota; Metazoa; Chordata; Amphibia; Anura; Pipidae.
GCGAAUUGCAGUCAUGACAACUACUUCCACGUUCAGCGGUCUGGACCCCGGUACUCGGAGCAGCUCCAGGGUCCUGAUGCCUCCAGGUGGAGGGUCAAACUUCUCUUUUGGGGUCGGCGAGUCUCAGGCUCAGCCUGUGAGGAAGCACAAGAUGGCUUCUAACAUAUUUGGGGUUGUAGACGAUGAACCAGCACCCACCAAACAAGCACAGGAGACAGGCACUCCUGAUGCAUGUGGUGAAUUGGACUCUGCAGCAGAGUGGACAUGUCAGUCAGAGGACUGCAGCAAUGCCAGUGGGAACAUGGAUGAAAUGGCGAUGCCAGAAACUGAAUCUGGAAAGGAACAAUCUCAAGUAGCUGGAGAACCCGCCCAGCCAGCACAGCCUGCAGCAGCCCCAAGCAGAAGAAACCCUCCUGGGGGUAGAUCCACUCUUGUUCUAGGUUGAAUGUUAUUAUUGUGAACUGUUCCUUCCCUGGAUUUGUCUGUUCCUUCAAUUUGACUCCACAGCUGACUGCACAUAUAUAAGCUCCCUUGUUAUUUAAAGCACUUUGGUCCUGCCAUCUUUUCUACGGACGGUUCUCCAUGUGUGUCCUGGGAUCUACUGGAAGACGCAUGAAUUUCUAGUAGUACUGUUUCUUCUAUUAAUGUUUAUCAUAAUAAAGAAUUUGUCAAUGGU